UUCUUGGCUGUCGAUGUUUUGAUUCGAUGUUUUGUUUUUUGCUUGACUUCAAAGCUAUUUUCUGAAACACCAGGUAGACUAGCAGUAGUGCUUAGUUCCACAGCUAUAGUUUCGACAGAUUUUGUCAAUAUUUAUUAUUAUGUAAAUAAUAAUUCUAAUAUUUAUUUAAUAUUGUUGUACUUUUAUCAUGAGAUUUCUACUGUUGUUACUUUGUGUCGGGCUCGGCUCGUCAAGUCAAAACUCGGAGAAUUCCGAUGGCUGUACCGCCCCGUUUUUAAUAGCAGACAAACCGUUCGUGGUUGUAUGGAACGUGCCGUCAUUCGUGUGUCGUAAUGUGGAGUUCAAUUUGACGGAGUGGGGGAUCGUGACGAACAAAGACGACCGCUUUAUGGGCGGUGAGAUUACACUUUUCUACCAUCUAGGGGACUGGCCCUACUUUUAUAAGAAUGGAUCGGCCCACAAUGGCGGGAUUCCGCAGGUUGCGAACAGAAAAAGACACUACGAGAACGUUGUCAGUCGAAUCCGUGAGGUCAUCCCUAAUAAACAUUUCGACGGUCUUGCCGUCAUCGAUUUUGAAGCAUGGCGGCCACUGUUCGGUCAAAACUUCGACGCGCUGUUCAUCUACAAGCAGCGAUCGGUAGAUCUGGUUAAAUCCAGGUUCCCAUCUUGGACGAACAAGACUCAAAUUUGGAACGAAGCCGCGAGGGAGUUUGAGAAUGCCGCUAGAUUGUUCAUGGAAGGGACAUUACAACUGUCAAGAUAUCUGCGACCGGAUGGUAAAUGGGGUUACUAUGGUUUCCCGAGGUGUUACGGAGCUUCGCCGAGUCAUCUGACGUGUAACAACCCUUCCACGUCGAAGGCUAAUGACAAAAUUGGUUGGUUGUUCAAAACAAGUGCCGGUCUUUUCCCUCGCAUCUACACAAACCCGACUAUACCCCGCAAACCACGGGUCGAAUAUGUCCGACGGCAGAUCAACGAAACCCUCCGAGUACAGGCGAAAUUUAACGAACUCUACCGACCCAUAAUGCCUUACAGCAUGUGCCAGGUUAAGAAGGUUUUCUUCGAUGAGCAAGAUCUCGAUAUUUCCAUCAAAGAACCGGCGGACAUGGGGGCGUCCGGGGUCGUUUUGUGGGGCAGUUCUUCCCUGUUUCACCUCAAAGACGAAUGCCACAAACUUCAGACGUAUAUCAAGACCGUACUCGGUCCGUUUGUCGUGAAAUUGACGGCUUUUACGACAUCGUGCUACAGAGAACACUGCAGUGGUCACGGUCGGUGCGUACGUAAAGAUUACGAAGCCAUGACGCAGCAGCAUUUGAGGCAAAACAACAAAAUCGCUUGCAGGAAGCCAUGGACGGAAUAUGCCGAUGAUGUACGAAUGAAGUGGACGGAAUAUGCCGAUGCUGCACAAAAGGUGCCGACGAAAAAUACCGAAUUCACACGUACAAACUUUACGAGCUUCGAUGAUCUUUCACGAAAGGACUCGAUAAAGUUCGUGAAUACGUUUGAGCAGAAGACGGAUGGAUUUGCAAACAGAAAAGAAGCUCCGUAUGGUAAUUACGUCUGCCACUGUUUGCCUGGGUGGCGCGGGCCGCGUUGUUCUAAACCGGUGUAGAUCAGCAUGGAUUUCUCUAGCUGUGUGCCACAUCAUAAUAUAUUAUGCAUGAUACUAAGUAAGUCAGUUAUUACCAGUGGUUUUGUCAACUGUAUGAAGAAUUAUUUAUUUAUAUUUAUUUUGUAUUAUAUUGUUUUGGGGUUUUUGUGGGGUUGUUGUUGGGGGUGGGGUUUU
Molecule: messenger RNA, 1786 nt
Organism: Gigantopelta aegis
Lineage: Eukaryota; Metazoa; Mollusca; Gastropoda; Neomphalida; Peltospiridae
Product: hyaluronidase A-like
Exons: 5
Coding region: 188-1612 (474 amino acids)
Biological process (GO): hyaluronan catabolic process; carbohydrate metabolic process
Molecular function (GO): hyalurononglucosaminidase activity
Source: RefSeq, a predicted model, not a curated record